CACCAAAACCCCAUCCCUCUCUCUCUCUCCUACAUAUACCAAAUCCCCCCCACCCCACCACCACACUCACCAACCCCAAUCACACCAAAAAACACGAAAACUCUCUCUGUAAUCUCUCCCUCAGAUCAAAUCACCUGGAAAAAGAUCCAAUUUUGGCGAGAUGUGUGGCGGCGCGAUCAUCUCCGGCGACAUCCCCACCACGGCGGCGGAGCUGCUGUGGCCCGGUCUCAAGAAUAAGUCCAAGAAUAAGUACAAGAAUAAGAAGAAUAAGCAGAGGAGCAGUAAAUUGGUUGAGAUCGAGGAGGAGGAGGAGGAGGAGGAGGAGGAGGAGGACUUCGAGGCGGAUUUCGAGGAGUUCGAGGACGAAUCGGAGGAGGUGGAGGAAGCGGAGGAGAUCGAGUUCAAGCCCUUCGCCUCCGUAGCGCCGCCGCUUAAACGAGAGUGCUCUACCACCUUGAGAUCUGCGGAUUUCGAUGGACAUUCGGUUAGAAUAGCCAGCAGGAAGAGGAAGAAUCAGUACCGGGGAAUUCGCCAGCGCCCGUGGGGCAAAUGGGCUGCUGAGAUUCGAGAUCCUCGCAAAGGGGUGCGAGUAUGGCUCGGCACCUUCAACACUGCUGAAGAGGCUGCUAGAGCUUACGACGUCGAAGCCCGUCGGAUCCGCGGCAAGAAAGCCAAGGUCAACUUCCCAGAAUCCGGUUCCAGUGCCCAAAAGCGCCACCAGAAGCAAAAGCCGAUUCCUCCGUCGGUUCCCAAACCAAACUCGACAGAAAAUUUGAACUUCACUGGUUCCUUCGGCUCUCUCAAUUACGCAGAUGGCAAUUUUGUCUCUGAUUACCGGGGGAUUGUCGAAGAAAAGCAGCUGAAAACGCCACAAACCGACCCAACCUGCUUUCGAGCAACAAAUCACUUUUCUGAUCAAGGAAGCAACUCUUUCGAUUGCUCGGACUUCGCUUGGGAACCUGAGAUUAAGUACCCGGAGACAACGUCGCUUCUUACUCCCUCCGUAAAUAACAGCGAUGAGACCCAAUUUGUCGAACACGGUAGUAACCCUCUAAAGAAAUUGAAAGGUGAUUCCGGAGAAGCUGUGGCAGUGGAGGAGAACAAAGAAGUAAAACUCGUGGACGAGUUAGACUUCGAGCCGUAUUUGAAAUUCUUGCAGUUCCCGGAUAUUGAAGAGAGCUCGUACGAAACUAUCGACGGCCUUUUCAAUGGCGAUGCGGCGCAAGACGGGGUGAGCCUUGUCGACCUUUGGAGCUUCGAUGACCUCCCCAUGGAGGGUAGUGUCUAUUGAGAAAUGUUAAGCCCUGGAUGCUGGGUUGUUUCUGUAAAUACAGCGAAUAAGUAAGCAAGCGUUUCCGUAAGUUGAUCGCGUAAACAUGAUUUCUGUUGCUCUAUCUUUUGUUGAAAAUGAGAUCUUUCUUUCAAUAUUUUUUAUUUUUAUUUUUCCAGGAAUUGAUAUUGGAGGAUGUGGAGUGCCAAGAACUAUUCAUGAGGCUUUAGUAAAUUAGGUUGUGGUGUCUGUUUAUGAUUUAUAAAUGUGCUCGAAGCACAAUUGCUUAAGAGUUGUAUUGUGCUCCUGCUAUGUGUUUUUGUUUCUGGUUAUUGAUCUCGAAGAUCUUCUAUGUUGUUGAACAUUCUCUCGCAUUUAGCUGUGUUUCUUUGCUAUUGAAGAUGCUUUUAACUUCAAA
Messenger RNA from Ananas comosus (pineapple), 1688 nucleotides. RefSeq names its product ethylene-responsive transcription factor 1-like. Gene Ontology annotation, biological process: ethylene-activated signaling pathway; regulation of DNA-templated transcription. NCBI's taxonomy places the organism in Eukaryota, Viridiplantae, Streptophyta, Magnoliopsida, Poales, Bromeliaceae. Gene Ontology annotation, molecular function: DNA-binding transcription factor activity; DNA binding. The transcript is spliced from 2 exons. Bases 161 to 1291 code for a protein of 376 amino acids. The record is from RefSeq and is a predicted model, not a curated record.